Molecule: messenger RNA, 1791 nt
Organism: Lucilia cuprina (Australian sheep blowfly)
Lineage: Eukaryota; Metazoa; Arthropoda; Insecta; Diptera; Calliphoridae
Gene: ZnT63C
Product: zinc transporter 1
Exons: 11
Coding region: 329-1660 (443 amino acids)
Biological process (GO): zinc ion transmembrane transport; intracellular zinc ion homeostasis; detoxification of zinc ion
Cellular component (GO): membrane
Molecular function (GO): zinc ion transmembrane transporter activity
Source: RefSeq, a predicted model, not a curated record
GAUAAAAUUUUAGUGCAUUCGAAAAACGACGGCUCUUUGAGCUAAACACACACGUAUCAGAAGUAUAAAUAAUUAAAGUGAUAUUAUAUUUUGUAAAAAUAAAAUAAAAAUAUUUUAAAAUAAUCAAAAUUAACGUCACCCGUAAAAAUUUAUUAAAAUAAAAUCUAACUAAACGUUUUGCAUUUAACAUUAUUAGUUUAUUUAUUGUUGCUGCUGUUGCUGUACAAUUUAACAACUGUUCCCUUUAAGAACAGGCUGUUUAUAUACCUCGAGACGUUUAUGUUAAUAAAAAAUCGCAUUUAAGGAGUUUUAUAUAAGAUUUUCAAAAAUGUCAAAAUACACAGGUAAAAAAUGCCGGCUGUUGUCUAUGAUGAUGUUGACAGGUUUCUUCUUUUUUGUCGAAAUCGUGGUCGGAUAUGUUACAAAUUCAAUGGCUUUAGUAGCUGACAGUUUUCACAUGUUAGGCGAUAUAGCCGCUUUGGUGAUAUCGUUUUUAUCAGUUAAGAUGUCCCCAAAAAAAUGGUCAAAAAAUACAUUUGGUUGGGCACGUGCAGAAGUAUUGGGAGCUUUAGUCAACGCAGUAUUUUUGGUUGCAUUAUGCUUUAGUAUUACGAUAGAGGCGGUUAAAAGAUUUAUAGAAGAAGAGACUAUACAUGAACCAGAAUUGUUGGUUACUGUAGGUGUAUUAGGUUUAGUUGUAAACGGUAUUGGCUUGUGUUUACUUUAUGAGCAUGGUGGUCAUCAUGGUCAUUCACAUGGUGGAGGCUUAAGACGAAAUCAUAGCAGACUUACCGAAUUAGCUAAUGUAGAUGAAGGUGAAAAUGGUGAUGAUUUCGUUUUCGAAAAAGAGAAGGAAAAACCAAUUAAAAAAUCCAGUCAUGGUCACAGUCACGAUCCCGGUUCCAUGAAUAUGCGUGGUGCAUUUUUACAUGUAUUAAGUGAUGCUUUGGGUAGUAUUAUUGUCGUUAUAAGUGCUUUGGUUGUUUGGUUGACCGAAUGGAAAUAUCGUUAUUAUAUGGAUCCUGCAUUGUCCAUUGUUUUAGUUUGUUUAAUAUUACAUUCAGUUUGGCCUUUGUUACGUGAAUCCGCAUUAAUUUUAUUACAAACUGUGCCAACACAUAUACAAGUUGAUGCUAUACAAAAACGUUUGUUGGAAAAAGUUGAUGGUGUUUUGGCAGUUCAUGAGUUUCAUGUCUGGCAAUUGGCUGGCGAUCGUAUUAUAGCUUCAGCUCACAUAAGAUGUCACAAUUUAUCUGAAUACAUGAAAAUUGCUGAAAAAGUUAAGGAAUUCUUUCACAAUGAAGGCAUACAUUCAACAACCAUACAACCUGAAUUUGAUAUGGAUGGGGCGUGUAUAGAAUCAGAGGGUACAUCCAGUCUUAAUAUGAGCAGCUCAGACUGUUGUGCAUUAGACUGUCCACCCUCAACUGAUAAUGGGUGUGUUAAAGCCACGUGUUGUCAAAACAAUAACAAGAAUCAAUUGCCCUCACCUACGAGUUCACCUUAUAUGUGUCGUCAACGCAAUUCGACUAGAAAUGCCAAUGAUGUUGAGUCCGGUUCAUUAUUAGAACCUGUAACGGGUGCAGGUGGUGGUUCGCUUGGUAGUACUGUCGGCAGUGGCGGAUCAACGGUUAAAGAGAGUAACGGAGAAGUAGUCUGACAACAUUCGUUCCAUGCAACACGUGGUAGUAUACCAGUAGUGGCUCAGGAAACCAACAACUUACAUACAACAUCUAUAAAUGCAAAAAAUACACAUCAUCAACAAAUACAAGAAAGAAUGAGAAAUAAGAA